Molecule: messenger RNA, 646 nt
Organism: Daphnia carinata
Lineage: Eukaryota; Metazoa; Arthropoda; Branchiopoda; Diplostraca; Daphniidae
Product: cuticle protein 21-like
Exons: 3
Coding region: 88-531 (147 amino acids)
Cellular component (GO): extracellular matrix
Source: RefSeq, a predicted model, not a curated record
UUUCUUUCUUGGUAUAUAAAUGCUGAAGUUGGCCGAUUUAAAGUAUCAGUUAUUUAGCUGCUUCAAAACAUCCACCAACUCAACAACAUGAAGUUCUUCAUCCUCGCCACCUUCAUUGCCAUUGCGUCUGCCAACACCGGAUACCCGGCUCCAUCUUAUCCAGCCCCCGGUUAUGCUGCCCCAGCGUACAAAGCUGAGUCUUACCCCCCUCAGCCAUACAGCUUUGCCUGGGAUGUUAAGGAUGCUGAAUCCAAAAACGACUACGCUCACUCCGAGAGCAGCGAUGGCAAAGUCACCACUGGAUCUUACCGUGUUGCCCUCCCCGACGGUCGCACCCAGAUCGUCACCUACCGCGCUGACGCUUACGGAUACGUAGCUGACGUUAAAUACGAGGGACAGGCCAAAUACCCUGAAUACAAACCAGCUGCCUCUUAUCCUGCCCCAGCUUACAAAACUCCAGCUUACCCCGCUCCAGCCUACCCUGCUCCGGCUUACCCCGCCCCAGCCUACAAGGCUCCAGCUAAGUAUUAAAAGGCUAUAUGAAUCGCAAUUCGAUUUUCGAAAAGAUAUAUUAUUUUAAUACCCACUGAUUUGUAAAUGUGUUGUUUGUGUGAAUGAAAUAAAAUAUGUAAAAGGUUGAAGAAAA